CCCCCAGGUAGCCAACACUAUGGGGACGCUGGGCUGGGGCUCUCCUGCCCAGAGCCAGCCACCGAGUCGGAGGGAUGCAGGGAAUGAUGUCUGCAGCUAAAGGGACAACAAAUCCCCGGACUCGAGCGUUCAGGAACGCAUGCAGCCGGGUCACAAGCUUUUAUUAAAGGCCUUCAAUGUGCCAGGCUCUGGGCCAAGCCUGGGGUUGAAAAGAAAGGCCCAGACAACCCCGGGGUCCCAGAAGCUCGCAAUCUACCGGGGGAAUAAAUGUACCAUCCAACCGCUUCUAAGCAAUUAGCUGGGGCGACUUCCAAGUAGAUAGUGAAGCCGAAAAUCAAAACAGGUGGAGAGCCGCGCGGAUCGCGAGGAAACGUCCUCCCCGAUGCUCGGAAGGUAGAGCGCUGAGGAGCUCCGCGUAGCCCGAGCAGCCCCGGCCCGGCCCGGCCCGGCCCGGCCCCAGCCGCCGCCUGAGGAUGGACGGCUUCUAUGACCAGCAAGUGCCUUACUUGGUCAGCAACAGUCAGCGUGGGAGAAGCUGUAAUGAGAAACCAGCAAAUGUCAGGAAAAGAAAAUUCAUUAACAGAGACCUGGCUCAUGACUCAGAAGAACUCUUUCAAGAUCUGAGCCAAUUACAGGAAACAUGGCUUGCAGAAGCUCAGGUACCUGACAAUGAUGAGCAGUUUGUCCCAGACUAUCAGGCUGAAAGUUUGGCUUUUCAUGGCCUCCCCUUGAAAAUCAAGAAAGAGCCCCACAGCCCGUGCUCGGAGCUGGGCUCGGCCUGCAGUCAAGAGCAGCCCUUUAAGUUCAGCUAUGGAGAAAAGUGCCUCUACAAUGUCAGUGCCUAUGAUCAGAAGCCACAAGUGGGAAUGAGGCCCUCCAACCCCCCAACGCCGUCCAGCACUCCCGUGUCUCCCCUGCAUCAUGCCUCCCCGAACGCAGCUCACACCCCGAAGCCCGACCGGGCCUUCCCUGCUCACCUCCCACCGUCCCAGCCCAUCCAGGACAACAGCUACCCAAUGGACCACAGAUUUCGACGCCAGCUUUCUGAGCCUUGUAAUUCCUUUCCACCUUUGCCUACGAUGCCGAGGGAAGGACGUCCAAUGUACCAACGCCAGAUGUCUGAGCCAAACAUCCCCUUCCCGCCCCAAGGUUUCAAGCAGGAGUACCACGAUCCAGUUUAUGAACACACCACCCUGGUGGGCAGCGCGGGCAACCCCAGCUUCCCCCCACCUCUGAUGAUUAAACAGGAGCCUCGAGACUUUGCCUACGACUCAGAAGUGCCUAGCUGCCACUCCAUUUACAUGCGGCAAGAGGGCUUCCUGGUGCACCCCAACAGAACAGAGGGUUGCAUGUUUGAAAAGGGCCCCAGGCAGUUUUACGACGACACCUGCGUGGUCCCCGAGAAGUUCGAUGGAGACAUCAAGCAAGAGCCGGGCAUGUACCGCGAGGGCCCCACCUACCAACGGCGGGGCUCCCUGCAGCUGUGGCAGUUCCUGGUGGCCCUCCUCGACGACCCCUCCAACUCCCAUUUCAUUGCUUGGACCGGCCGCGGCAUGGAGUUUAAGCUGAUUGAGCCCGAAGAGGUGGCCCGGCGCUGGGGCAUUCAGAAAAACAGGCCGGCCAUGAACUACGACAAGCUGAGCCGCUCCCUCCGCUAUUACUAUGAGAAGGGGAUCAUGCAAAAGGUGGCCGGAGAGAGAUACGUCUACAAGUUUGUUUGCGAUCCCGAGGCGCUUUUCUCCAUGGCCUUCCCGGACAACCAGCGCCCGCUGCUGAAGACCGACAUGGAGCGCCACAUCAACGAGGAAGACACGGUCCCCCUGUCCCACUUCGACGAGAGCAUGGCCUACAUGCAGGAAGGCGGCUGCUGCGACCCCCACCCUUACAACGAAGGCUAUGUGUACUAGCUACAGGACAGCGUGGCUGCCGGACGGGCCCCUCGGGCCUCUGCCUCUUUUGCCAAACUUGGAGAAGAAAAGAGGAAAAUACAUCAUUCUGUUGCUUUUUUAAAGAAUAGCCACACACACACGGACACACACAUGCACACACCCACUGUCUCUCUCUCUCUCUCACACACACACACACACACACACACACACACACACGGGUUUUUCCUGUUGCAUCAUCCUAUGGUCUGCCAUGGACAGAGCACUUUACUAGAGGGGGGGAGGGGAGGAAUCUAAACAUUGAUUCGGUGUAACAGGAAGGAGGUGGGGGUGGGGGGUGGGGAUUACUUUUUAUGUAGGCUUGGGAAGGGGUCAUACAGUUUUGAAGUACAAUGAAGCUAUAUCAUGUCUGUUUUGUUUCAUAUCAACAUAAGAUAAUGUACAUUUUCUCUGGGUAUCCACAGUACAGUUAAUUCUCAUUGUAUAAAUAACCUCCGGGAGAAGCUUGGCAGAGAAACAAAAACGCCCCGAGCAUUUGUCUUGUCAUGUCCAAGAAUCUGCAGGUGUCGGGGAGAAGCUCCCCGCGUGGGACAUGGCUGGCUUGGUCCUGGGCGUGCUGGGCUUUGCACCUAGGUUUUUCAAGAUGUAUUUCAAUAAUGCCAUGAACGUCUUCUCUCUGUCUUUCUCUCUCUGUCUCUGUCUCUCUCUGUCUCUCCUUCCCUCCUUCCUUUCCUUCUUCUCUCUCUCCCUCUCCUUCUCUG
Sarcophilus harrisii (Tasmanian devil) is the source of this 2647-nucleotide messenger RNA. It is a transcript of the gene ETV1, whose product is annotated as ETS variant transcription factor 1. Bases 474 to 1907 code for a protein of 477 amino acids. Gene Ontology annotation, biological process: regulation of transcription by RNA polymerase II; cell differentiation. Gene Ontology annotation, molecular function: DNA-binding transcription factor activity, RNA polymerase II-specific; sequence-specific DNA binding. NCBI's taxonomy places the organism in Eukaryota, Metazoa, Chordata, Mammalia, Dasyuromorphia, Dasyuridae. Gene Ontology annotation, cellular component: nucleus. The record is from RefSeq and is a predicted model, not a curated record. The transcript has 13 exons.